This is a messenger RNA of Brassica rapa (field mustard), 1259 nucleotides long. Its product is annotated as 5'-adenylylsulfate reductase-like 7. Lineage: Eukaryota; Viridiplantae; Streptophyta; Magnoliopsida; Brassicales; Brassicaceae. The record is from RefSeq and is a predicted model, not a curated record.
CUGAGACUUCCCCUUUUAGAUAUUUUCAGACAAGUUUUUUUAUCUCCUGUUCUUCUUUUUUCAAUUUUUUUUUGUUCUUCUUGCCGUCGUUGUAACCUUUGUUUCUCUGUAUCAUUUGCUUCAGCAUUUGUGCUCUUGUCCUUAAUCGGUGACCCUAAUCAAAGCUUAGCGAUUUAGGAAAUUCGAUCUCUCUCUUUUGCCCUAGAUUUAGAUUUUCUUUCUUCUUGGUCAUAAGUUAAUGAAUUUCCGGGUCUCCAUGCUCCUCCUCCUCCUCUGUGUGAUAGCUGGGACAUGCUUACCUUCCCGGUUGGCUUCCUCCGUUGACGUUUGCGAUCAUCAUGAUGAACUCGAGGUGUUCCGAUGCGGAAUCGAGAGAAAGUGUCCUCUUUUUCUCUAUCCCAGACCUCCUUUAGAGGUGGAUGGAGACUUGCUAGACAGACUCGUGGAUGUACAUAACCAUGGAAAUGCUUAUACUUCCAUACUAUUUUAUUCCCCUCGGUGCCCGUUCUCAAGUUUAGUACGCCCAAAGUUUGAAGCUCUGAGUUCAAUGUUUCCCCACAUAGGACACCUGGUUGUUGAGCAAUCUCAGGCUUUACCAUCGGUCUUUUCUAGGUAUGGUAUCCAUAGCUUGCCUUCAAUCCUGAUGGUGAACCAAACACUGAAGAUGCGAUACAUUGGUCCAAAGGAUCUUGCAUCCCUAAUUCAGUUUUACCAACAUACAACAGGUCUUAAACCCGUUCAGUAUGUGGAUGAAGCUGAACCUAACUUGAUCAAAUGGCUACACAACGGUUCAUCUAUCAGAGAGAUAGCAGAAAGAGAUCCAUAUUUGGUACUUGCACUGAUGUUUCUGUCUUUGAAACUGGCAAUUUUGAUCUUCCCCAUCAUGGGAGCGCGCUUGAAAACGUUAUGGGCAGCUCAUGUUCCGCAUCUGAGCUUGGGAAUACUCGGUGAGACUAGCCUGCUCUUUGGCCGUGCGCUGCACAUGAUCGAUGUGAGGAGGCUGUGGAUUAAACAGAGGCUUACCAAAACAAGGGACUUCCAAGAAAGAGCAAAGAAUGCACUUGCAUCUGUCUCGCUAGGGAAAUCUACUUCACAUUCAGCUUAAAAGGGUACUACUGAUGAGCUUAGUUUAAUUACUUUUCUUUUUGUGGACAUGUUUUUUUUUUCAACUUUGGAGUUCUUGUCUCUGUAUGUAAAUCAUGUUUUGCUUAUUUGUGAAUAUUAAUCUUCCGUUCUUGAAUAUUCUUGUUCUCGUUCCA